Lithohypha guttulata is the source of this 1407-nucleotide messenger RNA. RefSeq lists its product as uncharacterized. The coding region runs from base 1 to 1407 and encodes 468 amino acids. The record is from RefSeq and is a predicted model, not a curated record. Lineage: Eukaryota; Fungi; Ascomycota; Eurotiomycetes; Chaetothyriales; Trichomeriaceae. The transcript has 2 exons.
AUGAACGUAACAGAUGAUCAGCUUCUUGCAUUGUUUUACGCCAAGUCCAAGGAUGCUGCUCUUUUGCCGUGCUCCAUCUACUGUCCUCCUUGUCCGAUCAUGGCAUCCAAGAACAAACAAAGCAACGUGAACAAUGACAAGAGGAAGUCGAUGCGCGGCAACGAUCUUCUCAAACCUAUGCAUACUGGUCGUAUUGGCAGCCGAUCAGCUCCCACGAGCCAUCUCAAAGAUGCGAUGAAGAAUAAAGGGAAGGAGCUUCUUCCAGAUUUAUUGGCUGCAGCCGCCAUCCCUGUCAAGAAACAAGUCUUUCCAGCGUUUCCGACACUUGACCAUCCAAAAAAUCCAGGUCGUUUUGUCCAUCUGAGCACUAACCCCAUCGUGAAGUCUCGUCUCGCAUCACGUGCCAAGGAGAAGCCUACCAAGAAGCUCGACAAGAAAACUGCUUACCUCAACGACCAAAACCACAAGCAGCUUCAGCUGAAGGCAGUAAAGGACAAGAUCCAAAAGCGUCUCUUCGCCCUUCAAGUAGAGCAUGACUCCGACAAAGCUGUCACUGAAAUCUUCGACGAGCAGACAGUUCCCUACGCAAAAGCACGCGUUGACGAUAUUCUGCCUGCAGCCCAUGGUCCUUCCGAUCUCAACAUCGAGAUCAGCUGCGGCUUCUACGGCUACACUCCCACCUUCACCUCCACCAAGAUCUUCAAAAUCUCCCUAGACAAGUUUAGCCAUCCAGCUCAACUGAGUAACUUGAUUGUCAAUGACAUCGAUUUUGGCAAGACUGGCAGAGAAAUUGGCAUCAGUAUCAAGCACAAGUCAAUCGCGAUCAUUGGGUAUGAAGUCACGUUUGCUAAAGGCUAUAGAUACAUGUCAAGCCAACCUCCAGGAUUUUUGCAUAGAGUUGGAAUGAGGUAUAUCGCGAUUGGCAAAAAAGUCUUGGUCAACAAUGCUUGUGCUCUCCGUGAAUUCUUUCUCCAGUCCAGAGAAUUUGCUAGUGAUGACCGCGGCACUGCACAGAUUCCGGUUGUUGCACGGUUUGCUCUUGUCGAAGCGGACCCUAUCUCUGGAUGUGAAAAGUUCGUGCAAUUCAACCACGACUGGCUGAGUGAUAACGAGAAGAAGUUGCUAGUGGAAGACAAGCGCAUUGCCGUUGAGCGUCAACAAUCCAGUGAUCUUGCAACCCAAGCCAAUGUCAGGAAGCGGAUGCAGGCGAUCGAAGAGGCCGCCACUCGUGCUUGUGCAAAGGGUGAGUCGACUUUGACGAAGGACGUCGAUACCGACUCAACGAAAGAGAACGAAAUGACCUUCGACCUUAGUCCGCUGCAUAUAAAACACAGUAACGAGGAUCCGGACAAUCAUGGUCUCAACGUAGACUUUCUGUUCCACGAAGAGGACGAAGCUAUGACAUGA